UACAGGAGAUGACCAGAGACUGCGGACACAGUACAGGAGAUGACCAGAGACUGCGGACACAGUACAGGAGAUGACCAGAGACUGCGGACACAGUACAGGAGAUGACCAGAGACUGCGGACACAGUACAGGAGAUGACCAGAGACUGCGGACACAGUACAGGAGAUGACCAGAGACUGCAGACACAGUACAGGAGAUGACCAGAGACUGCGGACACAACAGGAGAUGACCAGAGACUGCGGACACAGUACAGGAGAUGACCAGAGACUGCGGACACAGUACAGGAGAUGACCAGAGACUGCGGACACAGUACAGG
Messenger RNA from Staurois parvus, 314 nucleotides. NCBI's taxonomy places the organism in Eukaryota, Metazoa, Chordata, Amphibia, Anura, Ranidae. The record is from the annotation of a GenBank genome assembly.